CAUGGCUAGAAUUUUACGCCCUCUGCUCUAAAUACUCGCGAUGGGCUUUAUUUAUUUACUAUCUGGCGUAAGCUUCUUUAAAACUUAAUCUUGUGAGAAACAUUUUUUUACAACUGUAACUUACAUCACUUCUGCGAUGUCAGAAGAAAAAUAAUAAACGGGAAACAAAUUACCCACAGCAGCUAUGUCCAAUGAAGAACGCUUGAAGAAUAUUCUGUCAGAUUUGGGGAAGGCAACCUUGCGGGGUAUUCGAAAAUGUCCCAAGUGUGGCACGUACAAUGGCUCGCGUGGCCUCUGCUGCAAGAACAAGUACUGCGAUGUAGUGUUCAAAGAACCUGGCGAGAAACGAAAGAUGUUCACAGAAGCAUGCAAACUUAUCACAGGCUCAUCGGCACAGGUAUUUUCCGUACGUGUCAGGGAUAAGGGGCCUGAUCACCGUGGUCUUGUACAACUGCCACUGAUAAACAAUUCCGUUUCGAGUGACAUUAGCACAUUCAUCUCACAAACCACCGCAUUAUGCUUUGUGGACAGCUGCGAGAGGAGUUUUGACACUAGUGUCCUCAAAUGUCAUGAAAUAAAUUACUCGGAUACUGUGACUACAUGCCAACACAUUCAAGCAGCACUGAAAUGUUAUGCGGAAGCACAGCCGUUGACCGUAAAAAAUUCUAUUCUGUUGUCACUAAAUGUAAAUAAUGCAAUGAAGCAAGAAAUAUGGUCGUUAGCGACGGAUACUAGUGGUCCCUUAGUACAAAGAGUUUCAAAGAAUAUAAUGGCAGUGAAAUGUAAGGCGUCUUCGAAACAUCCACUAGGUUACCUUCAUAUCUCUUUCGUUACUAGUAAAUUAAAGGAUAGAAUCGAGCAUCGUUGGUUUUGCAGCUGUACCGAGUCCAAGGAAAUGAAGACAGGAGGAGAUGAAGCAGAGAGCAUUUUGUCACAACCAAAGUGUGCACACUUUUAUGCGUGUAUGUGUGCUUUCGCUAGUGAUCCAAAGCUGACCGAAGAGUUUAGUUAUUACGUAAAUUUAAUAGAUUUUAUAGAUGAUCCGCUGGCAAUUGUACGGCAAAAUAAUGAAGAGGACAAAAUUGUUGGAAUUGAUCUUGAUAGUUUGACUACAGAUGACACCGACACGCCUCUUUUAAUUUUUCGCGACGAUACUCUAACUGUGCAAAGUUUAGACGGAAAUAGACUAGAUUUAGAUUCUAUGAAUCUAGAUUCCUCGAUUUUGUCGCAUGUUGACAAUAUUGUUGAAAAUAUAGAAGUAGAAUGCAACAAGCGCAGUUUAUUGGAGGAUAAUAUAAUAUCACAAGUCCACAAUUUAGAAGUAAUUGACCAAACUGGUGUUCAACUGGGAGAAGGGAAUACUAUAAAAAUAUUGGACGAUCAAGCGACAAUUGAUACGAAAUAUAAUGUACUUGAAAAUCAAUACAUACUAAAUGAUAAUAAUAUAAAAAUAUUAGAUGCAAAUACGUUAGAAGUUCUUGAUGCAAAUACGACGGUCCUCGACAUAACUAACGCGGAGCUCGUCGAAAAUAAUGCUAUUUUAAACAGCAAUGUUCAAAUCAUUGACGAAAACGCAAUUGUACAUUACGAUAAGAUAAAUCUAUCAAAUCCUGAAAGUAAAGCGACGCAACCGGCAAUCUCGACGAAACGAAAGAGAGACGAUAAGUCUGCCAACUGUGGCAGUACGAAUUUGAAGUCUAUCGAUCCUAGAAAAAUGAAGACGAAGUCACAAAUCCUGAAGAAGUACCAAACCACUUGCGACGAAUUGGACGAGGCGAAGGCGAGUCUACCGUUCAUCAAGUGGCUCGCGUCGAUAACCGAGCGGAUCAACCAGACGAUGCAUUUUCAAUUCAACGGGAAGCCCGAUCCCCUGGUGUUCCACGUGCCGCAGAUAUUCUUCGACUGUUUGCGCGAACGGAUAUCCUGCGGCAGCAAGAAGAAACGCUUGCCGAACUCGACUACGGCGUUCGUUAGAAAAGACGGGGUACCAUUGGGAACGUUCAUCAAAUAUACGUGGCAGAUCACAAAUAUCUUGCAGGUAAAAAGUAUCUUCGAGACACCCGACAUACCUCUGGAGAUUACGAGGAGUUUUGUGCAGAACGCCGAUGGCACGUAUGAAUUAUAUAAACGAGAGGAAACGGAAAUAGAUCGUUAUAAGAAAACGAGUAAUAAUGCGCUCAUCAAACCAUUGGAGUUGAAAACAUAUUUAAAAGUGGGGAAUACCUCUCCAAAUCAAACCGAACCCACGCCUUUUUUGAUAGAGUGGAUACCGGAUAUCUUACCAAUCUCGAAAAUUGGCGAGCUUAGAAUAAUAUUUGAAUACGGACAUUAUAAUUACAAGAAGCGAAACGAAUCACAAAUGGAGGAUAAUUGUUUAUUAUAAACGCGAUUAAAGUUUUAAAGUGGAUGUUUCUGUUAUAAAUCGUUCGUGCGAAUGUUAUCAAGUUUUCACUUUUUUACCACAAAAAAUAUUUAAAUGAGAUGAUUCUCUCUCCUCUGAGAGAGAGAGAGAGAGAAGGAGUAACGACAGAUAUUAAACGUGUGACACCUAAUCUGACUGUACGUCAUGAGAGUCACGAAGAAACUUGAUGUCAGAAUUUAGAUUGAAAUCUUGUUAAUGAUGUUAAGCUAUUUUAUGGUAUUUAAGAAAAAAUUAAUUGAAUUAUACAAACUUCCUAGAGAAUAAUAUUAAUAAGGUUUUAAAUUGGUAAUUUUCAAAGACUGAUGUAAUAUUUGCGAUUAAACACGAGCAUAAUACGACUCGAUCGUGGGAACCAAUCUUGUUUUAAGAUUGAGAGAUUGCUUUUGCCAUUGUAUUAUUCUAUACCAUUUUACAAUGUUGUGCACAAUUAUAUAACUUAAACUUAUAUAACUUAUUGCCACAUCGCUACUGCUUUGCAAAAGUAUUCUUUAUAUUAUAUAUUUUAAUUUAACUUGACCGGGUAAAAUGUUAUUGAUCCUAUCACGAAAUAAUGAAUCAUGAAAUAAUACGUUAAUAUUAAUGAUAAUUGCGUUGUUCACGCGUAGCACUUGAAAAACGUUACGUUGCAACAUUUGACAUAUAUGUGAUAUGUAAAAUGUACAUGUAUAUAUUUUACGCGCGCCGUUAUGUAAAAAGAGUGUAUUUAUAUUAUUUAACAAUAUAUUAAGUCUGUUUUAUGAACAUCUCUGAACUUGAAAAUAAAUUAUAACAAACAUUUAAUAACAUACAUGAAAAAUACAUUGCAUGUAUGUAAUUACAUAAAUUAUGUAUAAUAAAUCUAUAUAAACAUAUUGUACAUUUUCGCAUAUUAAAUGGUUAUUACCAUUAAUUCAA
Messenger RNA from Ooceraea biroi (clonal raider ant), 3316 nucleotides. RefSeq lists its product as uncharacterized. NCBI's taxonomy places the organism in Eukaryota, Metazoa, Arthropoda, Insecta, Hymenoptera, Formicidae. The record is from RefSeq and is a predicted model, not a curated record. Gene Ontology annotation, cellular component: nucleus.